ACAUGAAGAAUAAAUGAGUGACAAACAUCCAUAAAGUGUCAUCAUGUUGUGAGUCUUCCUACCUGUCCCUCCUCCUCUACAGGUGGAGCUCUGACUCGUUCCAGGAAACAGCUCACCUGUGGCAAACACUUUCCUGACAGACGUGGAGUGGAGAGUCUUUGUCUUCAGCAGUUUGGAUGUUAACUGCGUUGCUGACAACCAGAACAGCCCUUAAGGUCAAGGACAGAGCAGAAUGGGUCCAUGCGUUGAGGUGCAGACCGGCUCCCACAUCCAUUCACAAGGAAGGGAAAAGCCCAGACAAGCAAAAGGAUGGUUCCUCCUCCUCUUCCUAUGUGUCUUUGUGUUCUACAUCAUAUAUACCAUGUCACGCUCGGGCAUCAUCCUGUCAGAAGAGGAUGUACAAGAGCUGUACAGACUCAUCAUUUCCUGGUUGGAUCAGGGAGAAGAUUUUGGUCGUCACCCGAGACAAUUAGCACAUGAGCUUGAGUCUGUUAAUGAGAAAUGCAACGUUGGCCGUGCUGUGGGAAACACUGUCUCAGAAGUGGGUGGGUUGGCGACGAUAGGAGCAGGUGUUGCCACCUUUUUAAGUGCAGGAGCAGCAGCUCCCCUCCUCGGAGUUGCAGCAGUCUGCGGGACAGUCGGGUCAACUGUGACUUUAACAUCAAAACUAAUUGAGUCUUGGUUAGAACAAGGCACACUGGAAAAAGCAAAGAAGAAUUCUGAGGAGUAUAAAAGGCUUGGAGAGGAGAUUGAUGAGCAGAUAGGAAAAAUCACGGGUGUCUCAGGUCUAGCUGUGGCAGAUGAUAAGGUCAUAGAGUGCAUCCUUCAGGCCAUUGCAAAAAAAAAUGAAAUACCUUGGCUGGAGGUUGUGGAAAUGGUAGAAGAAUGGGUGACGCUGAAAAAAGGCGGUUGGCAGGCUUGGAGCAAAGGGUCACUGGACGUACUUUCAGGACUUCACAUUCUGAAACUGACACUCCCGGAUGCCAUUGAAUACUACAAGAGGGCCAUUAAAAAUAACAGUGUAACUGGACCGAGUGAGGAACUGAAGAACGCAGCUGAUGAGCUACUGAGGUCGACUCAAAAAAUCAGAGCAGCGCUGAAUGAAAUUGAGAAGAAGAUGAUUAAGAUUUGGCACAGAAAAUAUUUUUAUUUCUCUUAAAAGGGUCCCAAUUCAUUUUCUUUUUUGUAACAUUGCCUUUGUUUUCAACAACUGUCCGAGGAAACACAA
Messenger RNA from Thunnus maccoyii (southern bluefin tuna), 1228 nucleotides. RefSeq lists its product as uncharacterized. The record is from RefSeq and is a predicted model, not a curated record. The transcript has 4 exons. Lineage: Eukaryota; Metazoa; Chordata; Actinopteri; Scombriformes; Scombridae. Bases 233 to 1159 code for a protein of 308 amino acids.